This is a messenger RNA of Saccostrea cuccullata (small rock oyster), 2434 nucleotides long. Its product is annotated as zinc finger protein 62 homolog. Gene Ontology annotation, molecular function: RNA polymerase II cis-regulatory region sequence-specific DNA binding; DNA-binding transcription factor activity, RNA polymerase II-specific. Bases 33 to 2375 code for a protein of 780 amino acids. The record is from RefSeq and is a predicted model, not a curated record. The transcript has a single exon. Gene Ontology annotation, biological process: regulation of DNA-templated transcription. NCBI's taxonomy places the organism in Eukaryota, Metazoa, Mollusca, Bivalvia, Ostreida, Ostreidae.
CCAGAAAGAUUGAAAUAUUGAAGCCAAUAAGCAUGAGCCUAAUUCAUCUUGAAUAUCCUUUCAAGUGCCAGGUAUGUGAACGGGCAUUCCGACACAAAAUAUACCUACAUUAUCAUAAACUUCUGCAUGUCAGCCCUCCAAGGAAAACAGAAACAGACAUUUUAAUUCUUCCACAGGAAGAAAUCAAAGAAAAAUGUCAUUCGACAUACUUUACAAAAUCUAAUGCUGAUAUGCUAUUUUCGAGGAAACUUACAAAUACAAACGAAAGACUUAUAACUGUUUCAAAAAGAAACUACAGAUCCAAGAAAUGCAGAUUCAAAUAUCGAGGGCGGGAGUUUGGGUUUAUUUCAGAAGACAUUCACAAAAAAUCCGAUUUUUCUCAAAACGAAAUAAAUAACAACAAUAUUAACAGCAGCAAGGAAUCAAAUUGCAACGUCUUAGGGACAAAAACCACAGAUUCGGAUCUUUGUGACAAGUGUGGGAUAAAGGUUUUUCAUAAGCACACAUGCAACAUGCACGAAAAUAUUGCAAGUGGCAAAGCCAUUCCUUCUGUGAAGGUGUCGUUAAAUAAAGAGACUACACAUACUAAAGAACAUUGCAUGACUGGGUGUCUCUUCAAUGGAUCAUCUGUUCAUGUUGAUACGAGUACAGUCCUUACAAACACUUUUGGUGGAGAACAAAGCAGCACUAAGCUGAGAGCUGACAAACUAUUUGAUCUAGAAGAACAAAAUUUGCAAAAAUCAGAAUGUGCGAAUCUAUUUUUAUCUUCAAAUAAGAAGCUGUUAGAAAUCGACUCGAAUUCAAGUAAAUAUAUACAACACAACAUUGAGACAGAAUUACCAACAGCCUACCUCCAAGUUUACCUUUGUGAGUAUUGUGGUAAUACGUUUAGACGGAAGGUUGAUCUUGAAAGACAUAUAAGAAUCCACACCGGUGAACGUCCUUUUCAAUGUGGAACCUGUAAAAAAGCAUUCAUACAGAAGGCUCACCUGAAAAUGCAUCUGGAAAGGCAUUUCCACGUGGAAAUAACUGAAGAAUCAACUCUUGCUCCAUUUCUCGACAAUAAUUCUAAUCAAGUCAACGAAAGGGACAAUAUGUGUAAGCCACAACACGUUUGUAAAGUUUGCCAAAAAUCGUUUUCCCAGAAGGGACACCUAAACGUCCAUAUGUUGAUUCAUACGGGUGCUAGACCAUUUCAUUGUGAUGUAUGCAACAGAACUUUUAACCAAAAACAGACAUUGAAACGUCAUAUGGUAACCCACUUAGAGAAGAAUACAGAAGGAAUUCCCAAACUCAAGCCGCAGAUUAGAAAUUUCUUUGACACUAUCAAAGAAGAACUGGCAAAUGUAGAUUGUCAAAUUUCAGCCGAAGGUGCCUUCAGUAACUACAAUGAAUAUCAAACAUUUAAUCUAAAAAUAGAGAAUAGUUUUUCAAACGAAAAAUCAUUAGAACAACUCAAAAAAAUAUGCCCAGAAGAAAACCUUUCAAGAGAAAUUGUCAAAAAAUUCCCAAAAAGCAAAGAUAUUCACAACAGUGAAAAGAAGCCAACAUCAUGCAACAAUUUGAAAGAAAAGCCUCGACCGGAGCAUAAAUGUAAAUUUUGUGAAAAACAAUUCAAACAAAAAGGUCACCUCAAUGUUCAUCUGUUAAUUCACUCUGGAGCUCGGCCAUUCAAAUGUGAUAUGUGUGGAAAGGAGUUUAAUCAGAAACAAAUAUUAAAAAGACAUCUACUCAUCCAUCGACCGAAUCAUUUGGAGGAGCGACAGAAAUCUAACCAACAAAUUUCAAUGGGCGCCAUCCUUGAGGAGUAUAUAUGUGAGUUUUGCGGAAAAAGCUUUAACAAUAAGUAUAAUUUUCAAAAACAUCACUUGAUACAUUUUGGAGAAAAACCUUUUCUGUGUGUUCAGUGCGGUAAGUCCUUCCGACAAAAGAAUCAUUUAGAUGACCAUCAGAGAAUCCACACUGGUGACAAACCCUUCUCUUGUGACAUCUGCUCCAAGAUGUUCAGCCAGAAACAAAACCUUAAGAAACAUCUUCAACGCCAUGCAAAGAAAUCACGUUAUUUGAACAGAAUGAAUCAAAUCAUAGAUGACAAUAUGAAUUCGAAUAUUCCUUUAAAAGACUACUCUGAAUUUAGAGGAUGCUCAAAAGAUGAGAAUGAAAGAGUAUUUAGUUGUAGCAUUCUAGAUUCCAUAGUUAAAAAAUCUAUUCAGACUUUUCAGUGCGAUUAUUGCGGGAAAAACUUCAAACGCAAAGAAUAUCUCAAAGUCCAUCUCCGGACCCAUACGGGCGAGAAGCCUUACCAUUGUAAAUUGUGCUCACUACGCUUCACUCAGAGGGGGCAUCUAUGGGUCCACAUGUCAAGGCACAGAUGAACAUUGUUUUCUUUGAAUUCUCAUUGAUUUUAAUAUGCACAUUUCGAGCCUCAUUACUU